Messenger RNA from Colletotrichum spaethianum, 2274 nucleotides. Its product is annotated as endothelin-converting enzyme. Bases 1 to 2274 code for a protein of 757 amino acids. Gene Ontology annotation, molecular function: metalloendopeptidase activity. The record is from RefSeq and is a predicted model, not a curated record. Gene Ontology annotation, cellular component: plasma membrane. Lineage: Eukaryota; Fungi; Ascomycota; Sordariomycetes; Glomerellales; Glomerellaceae. Gene Ontology annotation, biological process: protein processing. The transcript has 5 exons.
AUGUCGGAGAAGGCGCCCCUCAUCCCGGAGCAGCACCUCUCCCUUGACCGGCCGGCAACGCGGUGCCCAUACGCCAAACGGUGCUCCGCCGGAAGAGCCGCUGUCAAGAUCUUUGUUCUUGCUGCCGCUGCCGGUUUCCUCUACUACAAUUUGCCAGAAGCCCAGAAUGACUUCGACGAGAGCAAGACCCCAGUCUGCAUGACUCCAGCUUGCGUCCAUGCCGCUUCCGAGAUUCUCUACAACCUCUCGCCCGACUACAAGCAGCUCGACCCAUGCGCCGACUUUGAAGAGCUGGUGUGCGGUGGGUGGAGGGACAGGCAUGAUCUUCGUGCGGAUCAAGGCGAUGCUUUCACUGGCACCAUCAUGUCCGAAAACUCGGAGCUCCUGCUUCGUCACAUUGUCGAGGCUCCUUACCCCAAAGACUCCCAGCAUUCAUACUUCUCCCCGCUCCGGCUCGAAGCAACCGAAAAGUCCGCCGACGAACAGAACUUUGAUAAAAUGAAGGCUGCCUACGAUGCGUGCAUCGACGAGGACAAGAUCAAGAGCGUCGGUAUCGAGCCUCUCGCCAAAAUCCUGGACGAGAUCAAAACCGCGUAUCCCAUCGAGGGUGCUGCCUCUGUCGACCCCAGCCCGACGAAAAAUGCCAUCCUUCUUCUCGCUAGAUAUGGUGUCAGCGCGCUCAUCUCAUCUGGUACUGGCGCGGAUGACAGAGACCCGGACACGGUCGUUGUAUCUGUUGCCCCUCCCUGGAGCUUGGGUCUCCCCUCCAAGGAGCGUUACGAAGACGACAAACUUGUUGAGAAAUACCGCGGUGUUGCUGUGGAGGUUCUCAGUAAUAUCUUCCCUGACCAGAAUAAGGAGAAAUUUGCUCAGGUCAUAGACCUCGAGAAGCUUCUGGCGGCUGCCUCUCCCAGCACGGAGGAGCGUGAAGAUGUCACUAAAUACUACAACCCCAUGUUGAUCGAUGAGGCUUCUGCGCUCGCGCCGGAGAUUGAAUUGACGGCACUCAUUCAUGACCUGGCUCCCGAAGGCUUUGUUGUGGAGCGCGUCAUUGUUAUGGCGCCGAAGUAUAUGUCGGAGCUGUCUACAAUCCUCGCUGAAACCGACAGGGAGGUCAUCCAGAACUACUUCAUCUGGAAGGCCAUUCAGUCUUUCUCUUCCUACGUCGAUGCCGACGCCGUCAAGCCCUAUAGGCGCUUUGUUAACGAGCUUGCUGGAAAGGAUCCCGAGUCCGCCCCUGAAAGAUGGCGAACGUGUGUCGGCCAUGUUGACGAGGGCUUGGGCUGGAUUCUCAGCCGUUUCUUUGUUGAGAAGGCUUUCUCAGCCGAGGCUAAGAAGUUUGGCGACACCAUCAUCACCGACAUCAAGACCGAAUUCACCAAAAAGCUCAAAGCCGCCAAAUGGAUGGAUAAAGAGACCACUGCGAAAGCAGUCGACAAGGUCCAUAACAUCAUCCAGAAGAUCGGCUACCCGACCAAGAGCCCCGAUAUUAUGGACCCUCGUAGCCUGAACGACUUCUACAACACAGUCGACAUCAACCCCGAGGCCUUCUUCGAGAACGGUCUCGCCGUACGCAAGUUCGCUGUCGGCUACGAGUGGUCGGCAUUGGGCAAACCCGUCGACCGUGAUCAGUGGGGAAUGACCGUUCCGACUGUCAAUGCCUACUACAACCCCCCUGGCAAUGAAAUUGUCUUCCCGGCCGGCAUCAUGCAAUUCCCAGUCUUCGACGUCGAGGUCCCUGCCUAUAUGUCCUACGGUGCUUUUGGCUCUGUCGCCGGCCACGAGCUUAGCCACGCUUUCGACUCGACUGGUCGUCAUUUCGACCAGAACGGCAACUACACGGACUGGUGGUCCGAUUCCACCGUCAAGGCAUUCGAGGAGAGGGCGGAAUGCUUCGUCGACCAGUACCACAACUUCACUGUCCCAGGACCGGACGACAAGCCGCUCCACGUCAACGGACGCCUCACUCUUGGCGAGAACCUUGCUGACGCCGGCGGUCUCUCAGCGUCCUACCAGGCCUGGAAGCGCCGCGCUCACAAGCACCCUAACAAGGAUCUGCCGGGCCUGGAGCACUUCACACAAGAUCAGCUCUUCUUCGUCACAUACUCCAACUGGUGGUGCGGCAAGUCGCGUAAGGACACGGCCAUCAACCGGAUCUAUACUGAUCCUCAUGCGCCCAAGUGGGCCCGUAUCCUUGGCACAAUGGCGAACAGUCGGGAGUUCAGGGAGAGUUUCCAAUGCAAGGACAAGAAGCCGACUUGCGAGUUGUGGUGA